CGUGUUGACGUUUCCAACCCCUCGUAGUGGCUGUUUAUUGUUUGAGGCGAGGUAGCAAGUCAUCGACAGGUAAGAGCAAUUUGGGAAUGACGUCACGGAGAUGUCCUUCAACGUCUUUAGUGGAGUGACGUCUCGUCUUUUUGUGGCUAACAAGACGAAGCUGAGUCGCUUGGCGGCAACUGUCUGUUCAACGCUCAGUUCAUGGCCAGGCAGGAUGUUGCGUCUUCGCUGUAAGACCAAAAACGGGAGCCAUGUCAUGCAGGGUUUGACUCACCAGUCAUGUGUGCAAGAGCUGAAGAGAAAAGUGGAAGAGCUGACAGGAAUCCCCUGCGACGUGCAGAAGAUCAUGGUGGGCUACCCCCCCUCCAGCCUGGACCUCCAGAACGGGGAUGCUCACCUCAAGGACUACCCCAUCAAGUCUGGAGACACGCUCAUUGUGGAGGAGGAAAAAAACAAGCCAAAGCCAAUCGAUCAUCCUUCUGUGACUAAAACACCACAUCUGGACACCUCGCCGGUCCUGGCGCGGCGUGUGGUCCCAGCGGACAACUCGUGCCUCUUCACCAGCGUUAACUACGUGGUGGAAGGCGGCGUGUACGACCCGGCGUGCGCCCCCGAGAUGCGGGGCCUCAUCGCCCAGAUUGUGUCCAGCAACCCGUCGGCGUACUCUGAGGCGGUGCUGGGCAAGACCAACGAGGACUACUGCACUUGGAUCCGGCGUGACGACACGUGGGGCGGAGCCAUCGAGGUGUCCAUCCUGUCCAAGUUCUACCAGUGUGAGAUCUGUGUGGUGGACACUCAGACAGUGCGAGUGGACCGAUUCGGCGAGGACGCCGGCUACCGUAAGCGCGUGCUUCUCAUCUAUGACGGCAUCCACUAUGACCCGCUGGAGAAAGAGGUACCAGGCUCCGGGGCCCCGCCCCAAACCAUCUUCUCCACCUGCGACGACGUCAUUCUGGCUCAGGCUCUGGAGCUGGCAGACGAGGCUCGGCGCAAGCGCCAGUUCACGGACGUAAACCGCUUUGCUUUGCGCUGCAUGGUGUGUCAGACGGGCCUGGUGGGACAGAAGGAGGCGCGGGAGCACGCCAAAGAGACGGGCCACACCAACUUUGGUGAAGUGUGAAAGAUUUCUUGAUUCUUUUUGGCUUUUUUUUCUCCCCCUCUUCUCGCAAAUACAGCCAACACUCGUCCACCUUUCAUGUGAUCGUCUACCUCACGUCGUCCACUGACAUUCAUGUCGACGCACCUCUUCAGUGUUCCGCUUUCUACUCAUGACUAACACCAUUUCAGUCCAUCGAUGGACCUGCCUGGACCAGUCCAAGUUGAUCAUGACAUCACAUAGAAGAAUCACCACAUUGCCACCACUUUAUAUGUGAUGAUACACUUCACCACCGGGGGCAGCACUCUGACUGUUACUCAUCAUCAUCAUCAUCAUUUUCACCUCCACCAAACAUCAGUGUUUCUUUCUUGUUCAUGAUCUUCCAAGGAUGUUCCCAGUCCAACGAGGCAAGAACCCACACAUGACAUGGUUAAAUAGUUAAACAUUAGAUGAAAGCGUGCUACAUCAAAACAUUGAUUUAGCAAUUUCUCUAGGUUGCGCUGAUGACGACAUUCUGUUCCUGAGUGGGCACAAGACCUUCUCAGUCGGAAAUGUUGUAAAACUUGACGUGGUUUUAGCUAUUAAGAUCCGAAAUUGUAGCUGCUGACUCAGUGAUUUAAACUGUUUAAGGGUUUAUGAGUGAGACUUUUCUGCAGGUUUUUUGAGAUUUUGAAACAAUAUUGACUGCAAUUGUUUUUAGUGCUGAGGAUCAUUUUAAAGAGAGGGUAAGCAAUGGUGCUGUAAUCAUUUGGGCAAAACUGGCUUGGUUUUCUGUAAGUUGUUGAUGGUGACUUCAAGCACAAAGUGUUGAACGUGCCGCAGAGCACACUUAAACGCUGCUGUUGAGGUUGAGACCAUUUCAGACCUCAAACACUGAGUGCAUCUUAUUCGUUGUGGCCUCUCCAACAUCAGUACCAAGUUGUUGCGAAAAACAAUAAUGGGGCUUUUUUUCCCCCCUUGUGGCUGCAUAUUUGGAGUCAUGUCACAUUUUUUUUUGCUUUACAUGUGAAAUACUUUGACUUUGACUUAGUUAGAACACUUUAUCGUUUGGGUGUGCUAACACUACAGUAUUUGAUUGAAUUACAUUUACAAGUUCUCAUGACUCUUCAAUGAAUGUCAUAAACAAAACUACGCAACUGGAUUUACUUGAGUUUUUUUUUUUUUUUCCCUUUGGUGCCAACUCACAAUUAAAAGCUACGGCAAGAAA
Messenger RNA from Dunckerocampus dactyliophorus (ringed pipefish), 2303 nucleotides. RefSeq names its product YOD1 deubiquitinase (gene yod1). The coding region runs from base 101 to 1120 and encodes 339 amino acids. Gene Ontology annotation, molecular function: cysteine-type deubiquitinase activity; protein binding. Gene Ontology annotation, biological process: endoplasmic reticulum unfolded protein response; protein deubiquitination. Gene Ontology annotation, cellular component: cytosol; nucleus. The transcript is spliced from 3 exons. Lineage: Eukaryota; Metazoa; Chordata; Actinopteri; Syngnathiformes; Syngnathidae. The record is from RefSeq and is a predicted model, not a curated record.